CUAACAACUGAGGGGGUGUGUGGCUGUGUGCUGCAGCCGGUUGCAGCUACGCGGGCGCAGGUUCGCUUUUUCAGCUGCUGUCUCUGUGUAGCCAUGAAAGCUGAAGACGUAAAGCUUUCGGGCGGCAAGCCCAGCAGUGUCGUGCUUGCGGACAUACAGGCUGUGAAUGCGCUAAGUGCUGAGCAGUUCUCGCAGCUCGUCGACACCACCUGCCGCACGUCUACGGUGUCCGCUGCGUCGUCGAGUGGCGACGCAAGCAGUAGGCCUGGCAGCGAGACCCUGUCCCUCCUGCUGUCCGAGGCCUCGCGACGUGGCUUAGACGCUCCUCAGCUACGCCAGAGCCUGGAGGGCCUCGGUCUGGACAGUGCACGUGCGGCCACCCUGGCUGAUCGCUGGCUGGCAUCUUAUGCUGCUGCACCGCAGGUGCGGCCCUGGCAGCUACGAGACGUGGAGUGGCGUUUCGGAGUCACAGUGGCCAGCUCGUCUCAUGAGCCGCGAGGCAGCUUUGUGCAGCUUCGUUUGGCACUAGCAAAUGGACAGGACGUACACGUUGAGAUGAACCUCGCUCAGUUCUACUCAUUGUGCCACGAGAUGGAGCAGGCCAAGCUCACUCUGGAGGCCUUGCGUUGAGAUUCAUUACCCCAAUGCUUCACGUGCUGCAAUUUACGUUCUCUAAUUGACUGUUUGAAGGAUACCAAUAAUAGUCAUUCGUCUUGUGCCCAGCUUG
Messenger RNA from Dermacentor silvarum, 727 nucleotides. RefSeq names its product COMM domain-containing protein 7-like. The record is from RefSeq and is a predicted model, not a curated record. Bases 94 to 630 code for a protein of 178 amino acids. The transcript is spliced from 3 exons. Gene Ontology annotation, biological process: negative regulation of DNA-templated transcription; tumor necrosis factor-mediated signaling pathway. Gene Ontology annotation, molecular function: NF-kappaB binding. Lineage: Eukaryota; Metazoa; Arthropoda; Arachnida; Ixodida; Ixodidae.